AUGUCCGGGCUAAGAACAGUGUCUUCUUCGUCUGUCAAUGGGAAGAGUUAUGACUCCAUUAUGAAGAUCUUACUAGUGGGCGAUUCAGGCGUCGGGAAGUCAUGUCUCCUCGUAAGAUUCGUGGAGGACAAGUUCAGUCCAUCUUUUAUCACUACAAUUGGUAUUGAUUUCAAGAUCAAGACUGUGGAUAUCAACGGCAAGAAAGUUAAGCUACAACUUUGGGACACAGCUGGUCAAGAGCGUUUCCGGACCAUCACCACCGCAUACUAUCGUGGAGCGAUGGGUAUUAUUUUGGUGUAUGAUGUUACAGAUGAGAGAACAUUCGCAAACGUCAAACAAUGGUUCAGCACGGUCAACCAGCAUGCGAACGACGAAGCUCAGCUGUUGCUAGUAGGAAAUAAGAGCGACAUGGAUACCAGAGCUGUGACCACCGAACAAGGUGAAGCCCUUGCCAAAGAGUUAGGAAUACCCUUUGUGGAAGCCAGUGCCAAGGAUGACACUAACGUUAAUGAGAUUUUUUUCCAAUUAGCUAAGCUCAUCCAGGAAAAGAUUGAUAACGACAAACUAGUUGGCAAUUCCUCCAAAGAUGGCAAUGUCAAUAUUAACUCUAGCGGGAGUGGCACCCAAUCUGGGUGCUGUUAG
This is a messenger RNA of Lachancea fermentati, 642 nucleotides long. Lineage: Eukaryota; Fungi; Ascomycota; Saccharomycetes; Saccharomycetales; Saccharomycetaceae. The record is from the annotation of a GenBank genome assembly.